Messenger RNA from Laetiporus sulphureus 93-53, 2205 nucleotides. RefSeq lists its product as uncharacterized. Lineage: Eukaryota; Fungi; Basidiomycota; Agaricomycetes; Polyporales; Laetiporaceae. The transcript has 4 exons. The record is from RefSeq and is a predicted model, not a curated record. Bases 1 to 2205 code for a protein of 734 amino acids.
AUGGACUCGCCGUUCAGUACACGCAGCUUUGACAGUAGCAUCCGUGACCAGCUCAGCGCGAAGCUCGAGCUACUCUCUCAGCUUUGUCUGCAAGAGAUUGACGACGAUCUGGCGGAGGAUAACGCCCACUUUCACGCGAAGAGCGCGUACGAGGACGAUCACCAGUGGAUUACGGCAGAGUACCGGUGGGCGAUGGACGCGACUGGCGACUCUGCCGUGAGUCUGGACAAAAUGUUCGACGACGGAUUCGCAGAAGAAGACAUGGAUGCGUGCAUGCCGCACCUGUAUGACCCCACGCUCUUCUCUGAUCCCCGAUGUGCACCAUUGCCUCCCACACGGAACAAGCCCGACGUUCAGCAGCGCGCAUACAGUGAGAAAGUCACACGAGCGCUACGGGUGAGGUCCUUCGCCUGCUGCGGUUGUGCGAUUGAUUCGCACCCUGCGACUGUUGCGAACGAUGUGCGAAAGAAGGGAGACAUAACUAUCGUGAGCGAUCCCUUGCCAGACAUUCCACGCCCGUCGCUGGUUCGAACAGGCGUCCCCGAUGCACCCCCACCCUCUCCUCUUUUGCCCCGUGCACCACUCUCCGUGCCGCUAUCAAGCUCACCGCCGAGUUCGCCAUUGAGGUCCGGUUUCUCAUGCUCUCCUCCUCCGUCUCCGACCAUGUCGACGACACUUUCUACAACUCCGCCAUCAUCCCCACUCCUGUCCUGCUCUGUUCCUCACUCGCCUAAAGCACACACGUUCCCACGUUCUCCGCAACCGAGCAACAGCGAUGCGACCACGACGAGAAACACGCUUCCUCGUCCGUCUGCAACUCAGCGACACGCCACAUAUCCGUCCAUCUCGUCCACCCUCGAACUCCUUGAGGGCCGGCAGACCCCCGUUCAGAAGAGGUCUGGGGUUCUGGUCACUGAUACUGCGGAGGUGAUCGAAGCCGACAGUGUGGCGAUGGCGUCUACCCGACAUCGGAGCGCCAACGCCAGCAUAGGGCGAAGCAGCGGGGAAGCUAUCAAGCCCGUUCUCUCCGGUGGUAGCCAGAACCUCAGAAAGCGACCGAGGCCCAUCCUGCCUGCACUCACCACCUCAACUUCGUCCCCUCAAUUGCGAACGCUCGCUUUGGGGUCUUCGUGCUCGAGUUCCUCCGGCUCGUCUCACUCGAGUGCGACCGUGAUGGCGUCUCCGAUGGUGUACGCGCCCAUGACCUCGGGCGCACAAAGACAAUUCCCUUUAGCGACGUCACAGGAUGACGCCAGUGGUGAACUUCCGUCCCGGUGGUCUCUGGACUCCAUCGCUUCGCGGCCGGCGCCGGCGUCAUUCACCCCCACGGGAAGCUCCUUCGCGCCUGCCACGCCCCCCCAGACCCCCAUCAUUGGGAGAAAGAGGGACCGCCUGCUCAGCUUCAUCACCAGAGGACGAUCCGGCUCAGUGGCAAAACCAUCCGGGAUGGCAUCGAACGGCAUUGCAGCUCGCGACGGGAGCGAGGUGGGCCGCUUGUCGGUGACGAAGGAGCCGAGAUCCACUGCGACAUCGCCCCGUCCUUCGUUCUCAAAUCCGCUGCCUCCCCUCCCCAUGGCAAUCUCACCGUCGUUCUCGACCUCAUCGUCAUCGUCGACUUCAUCUGCUGCCUCUUCAGCCACGAGCUUGCCCACACCCGCGGACCCGAUGAAUCGCUGUCCGUCUCCGCCAGAGAUCGAUCCAUUCUCGCCCACAUCUCCAUCCUUCGUGCCCAGCGAACAGUCCGUGCCCCCAUUACCGCAUAAGGAUUCGUUGUAUGACCACCCUACUCUACCUCCCUCUCCCCCUCCCGAGCCGACGCUGCCACUCCCUUCCCCAAGCACUCCCUCCCCGUCCUUCCUCUCGCCUCCGCGCCAGCAGUCGUUCUUCUCGCUUGCGCUCAAACGCCGAGCGCGCCGGCGCGGAAAGAAGCUCGUCAUCACCGGUCUGCCGCAAGGCGACGCGGGAGACGCGCAGAGCAGCCCUGACGCCGAGCGCCGAACGCACGAGUGGCGGAUGCGCUACGAUGCCGUCGUGCGCUGGUGCGAGAGCUUUGGCGAGCUGCGGAAGAUUGAGCGUAAGGACGACGGGAGUAUCCAUGUUUAUUGGCGCGAGUGGGAGGUGGCGGAUCGCGUGUGCCGCGUGCAGGCGCAGGUCAUCAUCAAGGACGUCGGCCGCGUGAGCCUUGCGUGGCAUUACACUAACUGA